Molecule: messenger RNA, 3738 nt
Organism: Myripristis murdjan (pinecone soldierfish)
Lineage: Eukaryota; Metazoa; Chordata; Actinopteri; Holocentriformes; Holocentridae
Gene: iqce
Product: IQ motif containing E
Exons: 21
Coding region: 314-2533 (739 amino acids)
Molecular function (GO): protein binding
Source: RefSeq, a predicted model, not a curated record
CUGGUUGCUAGACGACUCGACACUGAAACACUGAUGUGAAAACAGUCAUCUCUGCGCGGAAGGAAAAACAAAAAAAGAUCAUUUCAACGGUUUUCUGGAAGCUGCGGCCAAAAGUCUGUGAUAAUUCCUCAAAAUAUAAUGACACGGAGCAACUUUUCGGGAUGGCGUUGUGGUCGGAGAUCCGAAAUGUAGCGUAACGUUUGGUUUCCCCACGUUUUUUACUUGGAAGAGUAGCAGCCUGAAAGUGGGAUUUACGGAAACGAUGAGGGGGAUUGCACACGGGCAAAGUCGAGCUUUUCCAACUUAGUUUGUCAUGUUUAGCGUAGGUGCUGUUAAAAUGUCUCUGGAGGCAAGUGAUGUGCAGACUGACGAGGACUGUGAACAUCUGGUAGAGGAUGGCUUCUCUUUCUCUGCUGACAUGUCUGAAAAUGAGAAGAGAACAAGGCGGAAGAGAUCUUCUGGUAAACCUCCUCCCUCUCCAAGGUCUCCAUAUCUCUCCAGUCUGAACGUGAAUCCCAGGAGAGCAGCGGUGGCGGCCUGGAGACUGCCGAGGGCCUCCCUGGGCGACAGCAGGGGGGGCAGAGGGGACACCCUUGUGGAGACUGUCUCUGCUCACCUCGCGUCCCUCAGCAACGGCCACGAUCUCUCCCAGACGGUGAGGUCAGAGUUCGACAGCGCACCAGAGUUCCUCAAACAGAGCUUGACCACGAGGAAACACAAACACCUCCACUCUGCAUCCAAUGGCUACACUUCAGGUACAGGCGACUACAGAGAGAAAGAGGACAUGUAUGAUGAAAUCAUUCGUCUGAAAAAGAGUCUCCAGGCUCAAAAGGCUGACAACCAACAGAUGAAAGCCAAACUGCGCCGCCUGGAGGAAGAUAACACUAAAAGAGAGAAACAGAUUGAGGAACUGUUGGAUCCGACCAAAGGAUCUGAUUACACUCGUAGUUUGGUGGAUAAGAAGAAAGACGGGAGUGUGGUUUUAAACGGGCUCAAACAGAGAAUUCUGAAGCUGGAGCAGCAGUGUAGAGAGAAAGAAAAUGCCUUAAGUAAACUGCAGAGUGAGCUGAGAACCACCAACAUGGAGGAGUUAAAGAUCACAGUGGAUACCUACUUUGAAGAGAUCCAGAGGCUGAGAAUGCUGCUAGAAGCUGCAGAGAGAAGCAGUCGAGCAGAGAGUAAAGGCUCCCAGAGGCAGCAGAAGGCUCUGAGCUCCACGGUCCUGCGUCUGUCUGAGAACCUGAAGCAGCUUCAGCAAGAGAACACAGCGCUGAGAGAGGAACUCAACAUCGACAGUCCUGUCGGAGGAAUCAAAGGGUAUAGAGAGUGGAGUAAACAGCGACUGCUGAGAAGGCUAUUGGAAGUGGAGAAGAGGCUGGAGGACACCAGAAGACACGCCCUCUCGGCAAAAAGCAGCAGCCAAUUGGAUCAGGAGGUUCAGACCACGGCCGCUGAGAUUCUGGAGGUUACACGGGGGGUUUCCAUGGCAACAGAGGCAGUGGUCUCCGUGGGAACGACCACUGAGGAAGGGGAGGAGGUCUCUGCUCUGAGAGGCCGUGUCAGCCAGUUGGAGAAAGAGAAGGUGGAGCUUCAAGAGACUUUGACAAGUAAAGAUGAUGAGUUGAGACAACUGAGGACAGAAAGAGAAGAAACGGUGAAAGAGACAGAGCUAUGGAAGACUGAACAGACAAAUGACCGUGAGAGAGAGAGGCAGGAACAUAAACAGGAGCUGGAACAGUUGUGGGUGAGAAUCCAAGCUCUGGAAGAGGACAGAGACAAACCUGCUCCAUCUGAGUUCCCCUCUUCCUCUCCCAUAACACCAGAGAGCCAUGAGGAGUCCCAGGCCAGUGUGAGGCAGGAGGAAGGCAGGGAGAAGGAUGAUGAAGGGAAAGACAAGCGGUGGGAACAGAAGAUAGAACAAGGAGAGGAAAUUUCAGGUACAUACACAGAGGAGAAGCCAAGGAAUGAGGACACAUGGAAGGAGAGAGAUAAAGCGGCCUGCAUCAUCCAGAAAAAUUGGAGGGAUCACAGAGAAAGGGACAUUGUCAUGGUGCAGUCAGCAUUAAGAGGCCAUCUCCUCAGAGAGACACAGCUCAAGGUCCUGCGCAAAGGCUCACAGACAAAGGCCAUUGUAGCAAAGAGCUGCAGUGAUGUUGCGUCCUCUGCAGAAGGAGAACUGGAUAUGGUUGCCUUGACGAUGAUACAGUCUGCAUUCAGGGGGCACCUGGCUCGUUGUGAUCUUGCCACAAAGAGCUUGCCCACUGUGACCCCAAGAACAGCCUCUACAACAUACACUCCCUGCAGAACAAGUCCUGCAUCCCUCCAUAGCAAUGAUGAAAAGGAGAGUGAAGAAGAAGACCCCUGGCCUGUCUCUAACACUCACUCCUCCAGAGUGAAACUUGCACCAGCCCAAACGGAGCUCCAUUGCCCAGAUGACUCCAGAGGAGCUACUGCAGUUGAUUCUGAUGAUUCUGAUGACAUCAUUGUAUCGCCAUCACGUCCUCUGAGAGCUAGAGAAAACAUCAUCUUAUAGACCCUCUGGGAUGGGGAUGUGUGUGUGUCUGUCUGUGAGUAGUCCAUGGGAUUUUUGUGCCUGAUUCGACUUGGAUCAAAUGUGUUGGAGGCUUAUCAUUUGGUAAGAACAGAGUCAUUUCUGUCUGUCGGCCAGUGUUAUGUGUAUACUAGCAGCCGAAGGAGUUGAUUGUAAGGGCCUUUAGCGCACAUCAUUAUUCCCUCAUCAUUUGGGAUACUCAAGUACAUCAUUUGAGUUGACACAUACAAAUAAUACAAAUCUGCAUAUCUGGUUCACCAUCGCAUGGAUAUGCUCAUGUUCAUACUGAACCUGGAUGUGAUUGCUGGGAUAUUCCAAUAUUCGUCUGAAUAAUAUGGAAUGUAAAUGCCAUAUGCUGUUUGCUGUUGUUUUUUAUUAUCUCUGUGGAGUAAGUGCUACUAUAAUAUGCAAAAAGAUCUGGCAAUUCACAUGUGCUAUAGAGAUGAGAUUUAUGUAAAGAUCUCACUUUGAAUAUGUUACCUGGGAUAUGAGCUAGUGUCUUCACUUGUAGAUGCAUUCAAUGUCUGACUCAAGCAUCCCUCUGUGAUUCGACCAGAGGCUCCUCAACUGCAGGAUGGCUGGACUCCACUGUAGAUGUUAGUAAGCAAUGUGAGACCAGCAAGAUAUCAGUUUGUAGUGAGCUUAACACUCCCAUUAACUGUGAGCUGUUACAGUUUAUCAGUCAAGCCAAAUAGCUCCAUUCAAUAUCUGUCUUUUGAUUCAGUGAUUGUUCUAUUUUUUUUGUUCGCCAAAGUGCCUACUGUAAAUCAAAUUUGAGCGAAUAACGGUACUUCAAUUCAUUUCUAUCUGUUAGCCUGGCUGGCCCAAGUGAACCAAAUAAACACUGACCAAAAUCAGUGCAAAUUCUUCUGGGAAUCACAGAGUCCAGUAUAAUUUUGAAUUAUAUUUUGACACUUGUGAUUUGUAAUGUGUAAAUAAUGUAAAUGCAACAUGUAGGCCUAAUAUUAAUAUCAGCACUAUGAGGAAUGACUGAGGUAUGACUAUCAACUGAUGCACUAUAGAUCCAAACUGUGAAUGAAUUAAAAAUCCAUCUGCUGCAAUAUUGAACACACAGUCAACCAUAUAGGGUAAUCAACAAAGGCAAUGGGCGAAUGCAGUUCUUCUAGAUGUUGUGUGUUUGCCAUUCAGAUUUUUUUUUCUCAAAUAAAUAAAAUGUUUUCUAUCAG